This is a messenger RNA of Drosophila santomea, 3388 nucleotides long. Its product is annotated as polyadenylate-binding protein. The record is from RefSeq and is a predicted model, not a curated record. The coding region runs from base 580 to 1503 and encodes 307 amino acids. Gene Ontology annotation, molecular function: poly(U) RNA binding; mRNA 3'-UTR binding; poly(A) binding. Lineage: Eukaryota; Metazoa; Arthropoda; Insecta; Diptera; Drosophilidae. Gene Ontology annotation, cellular component: nucleus; ribonucleoprotein complex; cytoplasmic stress granule. The transcript has 3 exons.
GUAUCGAUGGCGCAGAUGCAUCGAUGUUUUUUAACAUCACUAAUCACUAGUAGCGACAGUUUUUGCAUAAAAUACAAUUAAAUAAUAAAGGGCUAUCGCCGAAGCUGCAAAAACCAGGUUUUAUACUGCUGCAAUUGCUGAAGAAUCUAGUUUAGGUGCCACUCGAAAACAAUACCGGAAAGUGUUACGCGAAAGCACAGCAGAGCCCCAAAAAACCAGCCCAAAAGUGAAAGCCCCCAGAAAAAGUAAAGUACAAAAGAGCGAAAGGAAGAGCCAGAGAGAAAACGAAAAAAUAGAGAGAACGAGAGAGCGAGAGCGAAGAGCGUGGAAAAGAGUCUGGGCGAGAGAAAAACGAUUUUUUCAACUCCGCGAAUCCUUGGUCAUAUUCCGUGUGCAAAUCCUGGUAGAGCGGGAAGUUAAAAGGAUUGAGACCAGGACCAGAACGCCGUCAAGAUUCUCGGGCCCAUCUACAGCGGUAUCCAGAUCCAGAGCCACGGCCACCAGGACGCAGAAUCCACCUACAGCACCUACAGCACUCCACUAGCCGCCACCACGCUCCACAAACAGCCAGCAGCCAUUAUGUUCGUCAACUCCAUGACGUUCCGCGGCAAUCCGGCGAACUACCACCAGCAGCAGCCGGCCCUAAACCACCACACGCUGGCAGCGGCGCACCACCAGCAGCAGCUGCACCACCACGCCGCUGCCGCUGGCCACCUGAGCCACGUCGGCGGCGGCCACGCAGCCAGUAACCACCUGGCGGCCGCCGCUGUUCUGGGGCGGCAUGGCCACAACUCCCUUGGUAGCGGGCACACGUCCAGUUCCUCGCACUCGGCCAAUGUGGGCGUGGGAGUCGGCGGCGGAGCUCUGGCCAGCGGCUCCACCGGGGGCAGUGGAGGGAACAGCUCUCCGGACAGUGGCAAGAUCUAUAUCAAGAACCUGGAGCGGUCCAUCGACAACAAGGCGGUGUACGACACGUUCUCGGUGUUCGGAAACAUCCUGAACUGCAAUGUGGCCAAGGACGAGGAUGGCAAUUCGCGCGGCUAUGGGUUUGUGCAUUUCGAUUCGGAGGAGGCCGCCCGGGCGGCCAUCGAGAAGGUGAAUGGGAUGCUGUGCAAUAAUCAGAAGGUGCAUGUGGUCAAGUUCAUACCACGGCGGGACCGGGAGCAGGAGAAGGCCACGCACUUCAAGAAUCUGUAUGUGAAGAACCUCAGCGAGGAGUUCACCGAGCAGCAUUUGCGCGAGAUGUUCGAGCCCUACGGCCGCAUCACCAGUCACAAGCUCAUGCUGGACGAGGAGGGGCGCUCCCGGCGCUUCGGUUUCGUGGCCUACGAGAACCCGCAGUCGGCGCUGGCCGCCGUAAUUGGCCUGCACGGCAAGCAGCUGGGCGACAACAAGUUUUUGUACGUGGCAAGAGCCCUCAGCAAGGCCGAGCGGCAGCAGGAGAUCAAUCGCAAGCUGGAGGAGCGCAAGCGCCAGAAGGCUGGCCAGAUAUUCUACUAUUAAGGUGGAAUAGGCGGUGGAGGUGGUGGUGGCGGCGUCGGCAGCUGAUCCAAGGACAUCGCUAGGAGUUGACUCGGAACCCACACACAUACAAUACACACCCAUAUAUAAACCUAUAUAGAUAUUUACGAGAAAUUGUAUCGAGCAGCUAGGCGGACAUUCAGGCAGCAGACGGACGGGAUGCAGCUCCUGCGCAUAUACACUUAGAUGUAGGCAAAAGUCUUGCAACACAGUUGAAAUUUAUAGAGAAACACAGGGCAGAAACAAAGCGAGAGGUGGUAGAAAGGAGCUCUCGAAUCGAAAGGAUUUUCUAGGCAUUAGGACAACAAUUUCUUAGCACUCACUAGCGUUUUUUUGGAAUUAGAUGUUUGUCUUUACUGUUGAAUUUAGUGAGCAGAGGCUUUGCUGUCAGCUUCUCGCCUAAAGAACACAUUGCGUUCACGUAUUUCGAAAUGUAUUUACCCACACCAGGCCAACAUUCACACUGGCCCCUUGGCAUUAAGUCUAGAUCGUGCGAUCGCAACUAGAGCUACGCCCAGCAAGUCCUGGGCAACAUAUGAAUAUUUACACUUACCUAAUAUAUAUUAAAACAAAACUAAAGCAAGAAACAAAACGAAAAAAAAAGGACAAAAAACAAAAUCGAAAAACGGAAAAAAAUACAAUUGAUGUAACCCCUAUUAACAAGUGAAGCACCCACUCCACGUAUAUACAUAAACAUAUACAUAUAUCUAAAGUAAACCCACACGCUGUAGUUAAAAAGCGUUUAUAAUACUCACACACCCACAUCCUACGCUAUAACUAAUACUUUUGACGAGGAAAUCAAGUGCAACCAUUGCGAAAGCGAACCUACACGUAAUUUAUAUAGUAGACGCAGAUUAGCUGGACGAGGAUUAGGUCAGAGCUGGACAGCUGGUCAGCUGAAAAGCUAGAGAGCUGGGAAGAUCAGAUAUGGAAGUAGCAGGGGCCCAGCGCCACUCCUGCGGACAGUACAUGAGUAUUAAAAUUUUAGCAAUUACAAGACAUUUUUGUAAUUAUUGUACAUUGUUUCAAGUAGCAGAAACUAAAGUGAAACCACAAACAGGACCGCAGACAGUAACGACAGUAAGGUAAAAAGAACAAAAACAAAAUUAAAACAAAACAAAAACUAAUUGAAUGUAACCAAUCCAAGAAGUGUACACAGUGCAAUGUUUGAAAUCUUUUAGAAUAUGGAUAUUAUUAUGGAUACAAGGCACGAUCGCCAGAAAGUGGAUCGCAAGAUCGAUCGAAUAAUUCAAAGCACUCUGUAGGCAGGCGUGUAACCCAAAUGAAAGCAGAUACAUAAAUAAUUUAAGAUUAUUGAGCUUAAUUUUUAAAGUGUUUCCGCGAACCGAACAGAAAACGAAAGCAAAUAGAUGUGAGAGAAGAAAAUUAUUAACGCUAAACUCAGUCGAAAUUUGUAAGAUUCAAGUUUUGCGUCUAGACAUAUACACAAUGUAUAGUUAAAACAGUACCACACAAACAGAAAACAGAGAAAGAGAAAGAGAAAGAGGAGAAAUUAAAUGACAUAAAAUAGUUAUAACGAUGGCAAUAUUUAGGAUGGCAUAACUAACGUACUAACGUACCCUCAUUUGACCAUAUUUAUUUCCAUUACACUUCACUUCAUUUCGAGGUUACGACUCUAGUUUCCAGGACAAAAGUAGGAUUAGGCCUCCACUGUAGCAAGGUAACACUGUAACACUAAAAAACUGUAACUCACACAGAACAUAUGCAAUAUGAAUUUACAAGACAACCAGGAGAAAUUACGCAAUUACGCAAUUGAAUAAUAUUUACACAAAUGUAAUGUACAAAACCAAACAAAAAAGAGAAAGAAAUGAAAUGAAAUGAAAUUUAUUUUCCUUUGCCAAGCAAA